Anastrepha ludens (Mexican fruit fly) is the source of this 2467-nucleotide messenger RNA. It is a transcript of the gene bor, whose product is annotated as ATPase family AAA domain-containing protein 3A homolog. The coding region runs from base 261 to 2033 and encodes 590 amino acids. Lineage: Eukaryota; Metazoa; Arthropoda; Insecta; Diptera; Tephritidae. The record is from RefSeq and is a predicted model, not a curated record. Gene Ontology annotation, biological process: mitochondrion organization. Gene Ontology annotation, cellular component: mitochondrion. Gene Ontology annotation, molecular function: ATP hydrolysis activity; ATP binding; zinc ion binding. The transcript has 7 exons.
AUCGUGUGUAGAGGGGCCUUAAGAGAUGUUUAUUUCACAAGGCGAAGAUAUUCCAUCAUUCUUGUUUAUUUCAUAACUUUUUAACUCAGCUGAUCACUUUUUGAGCGAAUCGAAUUGCAAAAGAAGAAGAAUUCGCUCCGAUUAUCACGUUUUUAAUUCUUUGUCAAGCAGUAAAGUAUAUAACCGGAGGAGUUAUUAAAUUUUGCAGUGUUUGCUUAAUUUGGAAUCAAUUGAAUUCAAAAACAUAAUAAUUCCCUAAAAUGUCGUGGUUGCUCGGUAGAAAUAGACCUCAACAACCGCAAGAGCCCUUAAGUGUGGACGGUGGUGACCCGGAUGGUAAAACAGCUGGAGACCGCAGCGGAGAUGAGCAACUAAGUAAAGCCGAACGCAAGGCUAUGGAAGCUUACCGCUUCGACUCCUCAGCCCUGGAGCGAGCUGCAGAAGCUGCUCGACAAUUGGAACGUUCAAAACAUGCCCGCGAAGCUUUGGAACUAUCCAAAAUGCAGGAAUCGACAAGGCAGCAAGAAUACCAAUUAAAGGUCAAAGAGUACGAAGCGCAUAUUGAGCAAGCUAAGGUUGAACAAAAACGCCUCGACCAUGAGGAGCGACGCAAAACUCUUAUUGAAGAAACUAAACAGCAGCAAUUACGUGCCCAAUACCAAGAUCAGUUGGCACGAAAACGCUAUGAGGAUCAGUUGGCACAGCAACAACGCGUUCAAGAGGAAAACUUAAGAAAACAGGAGGAAAGUGUAGCUCGUCAAGAAGCUAUGCGUCGGCAGACUAUUGAACAUGAAAUUGAAAUGAAGGAGAAAAACCGUCUCAAGUUGCUUGAACAUGAAAUGCGUGUCAAAGCUAAGGUUGAUCGCGAAAAUCGCGAUAUCAAUCUUGAACAGAUACGUUUGAAGGCACAAGAGCACCGCACUACUGUGUUGGAGGGUAUACGUACUGCUGGAACGGUAAUUGGUGCCGGCGCUGAAGCUAUGCUUACUGAUUGGGACAAAGUUUUGACUGCAGCUGGUGGAUUAUCACUUUUAGCUUUGGGCGUCUACGCUGCAAAAGGAGCAACCGGCGUAUCGGCACGCUAUGUUGAGGCACGUAUUGGUAAACCUACAUUGGUAGGAGAAACGUCGCGUUUCGCAUUCCUUGAUGCCAUACAGCAUCCAAUCAAAUAUGUUCAGAAAUUACGAGCUAAACCUGCUGAUGCAUUAAAGGGGGUGAUUUUAAAUCCUAAACUUGAAGAGCGUCUUCGUGACAUUGCUAUUGCGACGAAGAAUACACGAGUCAAUAGGGGUAUGUAUCGCAAUGUGUUGAUGCACGGUCCACCAGGUACUGGCAAGACUAUGUUCGCUAAACGUUUGGCGGCACAUUCGGGUAUGGAUUAUGCCAUUAUGACCGGUGGGGAUGUUGCGCCGAUGGGCAAGGAGGGUGUUACUGCUAUACACAAAGUGUUCGAUUGGUCACAGACUAGCCGUCGCGGUCUAUUGCUGUUUGUUGACGAAGCUGAUGCAUUCUUGCGGAAGCGUUCAUCGGAACAUAUUUCCGAAGAUUUACGGGCUGCUCUAAACGCGUUCCUUUAUCGUACCUCAGAGCAAAAUUCCAAAUUUAUGCUUGUGUUAGCUUCUAACACACCAGAACAAUUCGAUUACGCUAUCAACGAUCGCCUGGAUGAGAUGGUCGAGUUUUCACUGCCAGGCUUAGAGGAGCGUGAGCGAUUGUUGCGACUGUAUUUUGACAAAUACGUCUUGCAGCCAGCUGCCCAAGGACGCAAACGCUUCAAAUUAGACCAGUUUGACUACGGUGCUACUUGUUCAGAGAUGGCGAAGGUCUGUGAGGGUAUGUCGGGUCGUGAAAUAUCAAAGUUGGGUGUGUCCUGGCAAGCUGCAGUUUACGCUUCCGAAGACGGCAUCUUGACUGAGAAAAUGGUUUUGGAUCGUUGUCAUGCUGCCGCCCAUCAACAUAAGCAAAAGAUGGCUUGGUUAUCAGAACAAGAGCGUAGUGACCACAAAUCUAUAACAGGUGGAAAAGGCACAUAAUUACAAUUGAUUGAGUGUGGCAGCAUUUAAUGAAAAACAAUAGUUUUAGUUCUUUUUAUUAUCCGUAAAGUUAAAAUUCAUUAGAUUAACGACUUCCGCUUACCGCAAAGCUUUAACCGCGGCAAACACUUUUCAAGUACUUAUACAAAAAUUUGACUGCAUUUAAAUUUGUACCUGAAUUGAUGACGCAGCGUUUAGAGAAUUUUGCGGGCAUGUUGCUACAAUGCAUUAUUCACAUUACCUAAAUGCGUAUCAAAACUAUGAGAAAUUUAUAUUAAACUUCUACUUGAGGCAUUGGGUGAUAAGUGUGUAUGCAAAUUGCUUCUUAAACUGUAAUUUUUGUUACCAAAUAUUGGAAUGUUAAUUUUUUUAAAGUUGAAUAAGAAAAGUUGAAAUAUAAGACCAUGUAUGUAUGUACAUCAAUAUAAAUCGGU